AUGCGUAAACCAUCACUGGCCCAGAUCGUGUAUGACGCCACGUUCCCACGACCUCGCACCAAUGACCCGGGCUCCUUUGCCGCUCACAUCACCCGCAACCUCGUUCCAGAAGUACGUGUCGAGACCUCCCUGUUCUACGGUUCCCUGGACUGCAUCGAGGCACAAUAUCCCGGGCUGGACUACUCCAACGGACCACAUCGGAUGCGACUCAGUCGGUUCCCGUGGCAUCGGAGACUAUUCCGGACCUUCAACGAGCUAGGAUUGACCGAAGACGAGAUCUCUGAUCUGUGUCGAUGGGAAGGGACCAAGUCCGCGAGGCAACGAUACGAGGCAGAGGAACGGGUCAGCGUGCAGGACACCACGGCCCAGUCCAUCCGAGCGGCAUCUCCCAUGCCUGGUCCUGCCAUUGAGAUAUACACCGACGACUUCUGCGGGCCAGAAGAAGAGAUCAUCGAGACAAGGAGCAACGAUACAAUUCGCGCAGGCCGCCCCCGGGCAUCCAGUUACCAAGCCGCCAUGGCCGAGCCCGAAUCCGAGGAUGACUUCAGCGACGAGGAUAUGGAGAGUUGUGGAGUGGCUCUAAACCACCGGAUCCAUGCUGCGAUGGAGGCUCGCGACCGCGGCACUGAUGUCCCGCUGGAUGAGGACUGGGAACAAUGGCUGAAGGAAGCUGGGGAGCGAGGCACAUACGGCGAGGUAUUCCAUGCAAUUCGUUCGAAUGGGAUUGGCUUCCGUUUCGAGGAUUCUUCGCUCGCUCAUCCUCGUGCGCUCGCCCCAACUACAGCCUCCCUCCCUGAUGCAUACAUGAUUUCUGUCCCGGAUAGUAUCCUCCCCAGCCCUGCGCUACCAUCUACAACCAAUGCCUCCGGCGCGGCUCGGUAA
This is a messenger RNA of Penicillium olsonii, 882 nucleotides long. The record is from the annotation of a GenBank genome assembly. Lineage: Eukaryota; Fungi; Ascomycota; Eurotiomycetes; Eurotiales; Aspergillaceae.